UACAGAUGACCACAGUCAAUAUGGCGGACAGAUCAGGAGAGUAGAGGCACAGAAGAGUACUCCGUUGUAAAUCAUUGCAGAACCCUUCCACAAAGAAUUUAACUCGAUUUUUUGGUGAAAUAAUGUCUGGGAAGUGUACGCUAUUGAAAGUAGUCCUUUUGGGUGAUGGAGGAGUCGGGAAAUCGUCGUUGAUGAAUAGAUUUGUAAGUGGGAAGUUCGAUAGUCAGUCGUUUCACACGAUCGGCGUUGAAUUCUUGAAUAAAGACGUGACGUUGGAUGGAGAGACUUUCACUUUACAAAUCUGGGAUACAGCAGGCCAGGAACGUUUUAAAAGUCUUCGUACACCGUUUUACCGUGGAUCYGAUCUAUGUCUGUUAGUAUAUGCAGUGGACGACGUCAAAAGCUUCACUAACUUAUCAAUGUGGAAGAAAGAAUUUCUUUAUUAUGCUGAUGUGCGUGAUCCGGAUAAUUUCCCAUUUAUUUUAUUAGGCAAUAAGUUGGAUGUAGAAGGUAGAGUAGUAUCGCARCAAGAAGCUGAUACYUGGUGUAGGCAAAAUGGUGGYGUACCUUACUUUGAGACGAGCGCUAAAGAUUCAACGAACGUGAACGAAGCGUUCAUAGCUGCAGUCAAGAGACUUAAACUCCUUGAACAGCAAAGUAAAGAAAACCGUAGUGGAUUUUCAGCAACUGGUGGUGUUAAUUUAGCAAAUGUUAAGAAAGACAAAAAUUCUGGGUGUUGCGAGUAAAAAUUGGGGUGGUGACUAAUGCACAAUGCCAUCUGGAGUCUACUUGGAAUAAACGCACAAAAUGUUUUCAUUCUUCCUUGGAAUGGCCAAGGUUGUAGCUAAUAAUUAUAAUUUUAAAUAAUAUAAGUUCAAGCAAAUUGUAAAUGAGAGAAUCAACUUGAUGGAAGAUCUUUGCAGUACACUUCCUGGUAGAAUAACAUUUUCAUAAAAAAACUUUUUGAGAGUGCAUGCAUUUUGAAAUAUUUUGGUGAAACAUCUGCAGUGGUUGCAACUACAAAGARGAGGACAUGAGGGUUUCUGGUUAAAGUCAUUAAAUCCAGCCUGUGAAAGACUAUYUAAAUUAUUGCUAGUGAGCGAGCAAAGAAAACAAUCAAAAUCUCCAGUAUCUCUCRCAACUUUUUUCUAGUGUUUUGCAAAAUGAUUAUAUUUUUGUUUYCAAAUCAGGGAUAA
This is a messenger RNA of Exaiptasia diaphana, 1196 nucleotides long. Its product is annotated as ras-related protein Rab-9A. Gene Ontology annotation, cellular component: late endosome; lysosome; phagocytic vesicle. The record is from RefSeq and is a predicted model, not a curated record. Gene Ontology annotation, molecular function: GTPase activity; GTP binding. Gene Ontology annotation, biological process: retrograde transport, endosome to Golgi. The transcript has a single exon. The coding region runs from base 123 to 746 and encodes 207 amino acids. NCBI's taxonomy places the organism in Eukaryota, Metazoa, Cnidaria, Anthozoa, Actiniaria, Aiptasiidae.